Bombus terrestris (buff-tailed bumblebee) is the source of this 2240-nucleotide messenger RNA. Its product is annotated as jerky protein homolog-like. Gene Ontology annotation, molecular function: DNA binding. The transcript has a single exon. Gene Ontology annotation, cellular component: nucleus. Bases 90 to 1526 code for a protein of 478 amino acids. NCBI's taxonomy places the organism in Eukaryota, Metazoa, Arthropoda, Insecta, Hymenoptera, Apidae. The record is from RefSeq and is a predicted model, not a curated record.
UCAAAGUUGUCGACGACAAUAAUUGUCGAAAUAAAAUUUCGUCACAACAUUUCAGUACGGUAUUUACAUUCGAAACGUUCCAAUCAAUAAUGGCGUCAAAACAAGGCCGGGCACAUUUGACAAUUGCUGAAAAAUACGAAAUCCUUAUGUUGAGAGGAGGUAGUGAAUCUCGACAAGCCAUAUCUGAUAGGUUCGGUAUUUCACGAUCCACCUUGUACCGCAUAUAUGCAGAAAGCAAACAGAUUAAAAAACAAUUCGAAGCCAACAAGGGUUUUAGCCAAGUCGCAAAACGUUUAGUAGAUCGUAUAGAUAUGGAUAUAGAUAGAAUUGUUUUCCACUGGUACUUACGAUGUAAGGAAAGAAACGUACAAGUGACAGAAGCAGACAUAAAGGCAAAAGCUCUGGAAAUUAAUAGAGAAUUAAGCGGAUUUGCUAGUUUUCGAGCCGGUACCUCUUGGUUGCUAGACUUUAAAGAACGUUACAGUAUUACUGAUGUGGAUAUCAGGAAAGAUGUGCCAAACGAAACUGAAAUCGCUUCAUUUGAAGCCUUUACAGUUGAUUUUAACAAAACACUGCAAGAAGAUGGGAUCGCAUUGAAGAACGUUUACAAUGUCGUUUACACAACAAUAAUGUGGAAAGCAGUACCAGAAUCAACUUGCAUUUUGGACCAUGCGAAAUCGACAGGAAACCUAAAAAUAUGCGAAGAAUAUGUUACUGCAAUUUUUUGUGCAAAUGCUACCGGAUGUCACAAGUUGCCGGUAGUACUAAUCGGUAGCGAACCAGAUAUUGAUAUUUUAGUCAAUUACAAAACGAAAGCCUUCUCAACUCUCUACAAAUCAAGCACCAAUGCUUGCAUGAACAGAACCAUUUUCAAAGAAUGGUACAAAGAACAUUUCUUAGAAUCAGUUAAAAGACGGCAAAGUGAGAACGGGUGCAGGGAGAAAUCUUUGUUGUUACUAGAUAAUAAUAUGUCACUUCACGAUCUCGAUGAUCUUAAUCAUAUGGAUGAAUUCGUUACAGUUAAGGCUCCUCCAGUUAACGUAUCACCACGCAGACAACCCAUGAAUUGUGGAAUAAUCACAUGUUUCAGGCGAGAGUACCGAAAAGAAUUUUUGUUUGCAAUAACGCCACUAUCUGCGAAUAUUACGAAGCGAGAUGUGAUAGAACACCAUAGAAACUUACGCAUGUGGGAUUGCUGCCGCAUUGUACAUGAUGCUUGGUCACGUAUCGACGAUACAAUACUGAUAAACUCGUGGGACAGCAUUUUGUGGCCUGAAAACGUACGGACCGUGGAACAGGCAGAAAAAUGGGAUGCUUACAUACGUAAAGCAAUUAAAUUGCUGCAUAAAUUACCUGGAUGCAAACAGUGCCACGAAAUCGAAGUGUUUGACUGGUUUCAUAUUGAAGAGAAACAUGAUAUAAUCAAGAAGAUAUGUACCGAAGAAGUUCUUCGAGAAUUUAAAAACAAUACUCUGGGUCCAGCGAACAUAGGUAUUAGCGACGAAGCCGGACCUUCUCACGCGUAGUUCUCAAGAAAGAGCUAACACGGUUUGAAACACAAAAUGAAAGUAACUCGGUGGAAUUGCUUCUAUUAAAACAUGUGUAUUAAAAUGUAUAUUAAGAAAUAUAAUAUGAUUUAACGAUAAGAAGUUGUGGAACCCGUAUGGUUUUAUGUAGCGUUCAAUUGUUUGCUUGUACCAUUUGGUUUGAAGUACAGAAAAAGCUGUUGUUCUAUAAUUCAAACACAUUUAUCCUUAUUAGUUCCGGUAAUCAAGAUUCUGCUAUAUAUGGAAGACAAGGAAAGACGUGCAAUGGUAAUCUUGUAUUUACGUUCUCUUUGAACUUUAAACUUUGAAUUUGGCAAAUUAGAGUUAAAGUAACUGUUAAAUUAAAUGUUUAUUGGGAAUAUAGAGAUGGAUCGGCGAAUGUAUUAAACAAAUAUAUUGUCGCACAAAUAAAUGAUGAUGACCUUAAAAUCAUAUUUAAAAAAGGUCUUCUAGGAAAAACAUUAUCUACGAAAUAGCAUAACCUUUCCCUACGUAGUUCUUUUCAUAGUAUUAAUAACAUUGUUAUUUAGGUGUCCCGAUUUAUGUAUCCCAUUCUGUAUUUUAGCGGAUAUUUAUCAGUGCGAGUACCUACCAAAGCCGGUUGAUACGCGAAUAAUAUGUGCGAAACUUGAAUUGAAAUUAAAUUUAUAUUCGUAUAGUUAUAUAGUAUAAAAAUAAAUACAUAUACACAAA